GCGCACGCACUUAAUACGCCAACUACGUUGAGUUUACGUAUUCACUGCAUGGGACUUGCUGAAUUUACCCUAAAACGCACCAAUUGAGUCAAGGAUGGCCGUCAAACAUUAAGUUAAGGUUGUAAUUUGGCUCAAAAUAUUGUGGAGAUGAUUCUGGUCAGUUAUGUUUUUGUGAAGGAAACCUAAUAUCAGCGUUCUGGUACCUUCAAUUUCGUGCUGAGUUGUGAUUGUGUGAGAAACAUACGGACAUUCAAAAUCACAUUACAUUUACACGCAAGCCGAAUUGAGGAGACCGCGACCGAGACUGAUGAUUGCAUGCAUGCACUGUUGCAGGUGAUAUAGAAAUCGCUUUCGAACAGAGAAAGAAAACAAUGCCUGUUAUUGAUAAUGUGGAAGACUUGAUGGCAUGGCUGGCAAAGAAAUUGGAACCAAUUUGUGAUGCCGACCCUAAUGCCUUGGCCAAGUAUGUGGUGGCCCUAACCAAAAAGGACAAAACUAAUGAGGAGCUCAGGGCUACAUGCAUCGAUCAACUUGGAGUCUUUCUUGUAAAUGAAACGCAGUCCUUUGUCGACAACCUUUUUGUCGCUCUUGCCACAAAGUCUUACAUUCCAGGGGGAAGUGCCAAUAUUACAGCAGUAGAGGGCGGCAAGCAAGAUCCGCCGCCACCACAGCCCGCAGCGUUGGCUCCGGGUGGUGCCGAUUUACCGACCAGUGCUGAAACAUCAACCAAAGAAGAGGUCAGGUCGAGGAGCUCAAAUAGAGAUGUGACUGGAGAGAAUGAUGAGCAGCGGGAUCAUCGGCGGAGCGGCAGGAGACACUCCAGGUCACAUUCCAGGAGUAAGUCAAAGAGCCAUUCACCCAGGAACAGGAGCAGGAGCAGGAGCUUCAGUCCAAGGAGAAGGAGGAGAGAUGAAGACCGGAGGAGGAGAGAUGACCGGCCGGAUCGCUUCGGUGGCCCUCGUCGGUACGGAGAUCGAGACAGAGACAGGGACAGGGACAGGGAUCGCAACAGGGAUAAUAGAGAUUUCAGAGAUCGGGACAGGGAAAGAGAUCGGAUGAGGGGUCGUGAUGGAAGAGAUCCCGGCAGAUUCGAUGAUCGUGGGAGAAUUCGUGACAGAGACCUCGACCGUGAGCGUGACGAUCGAUUGAAAGAAAAUAACUCUAAGCCAAUGGCAAUCAGCAGUGUGAUCACGGUAGUCUCAAACGAUGGGCCUGAACCGGCGCAGGGCCCGCCCAAGCAGGGAGAAAAACAACAGCAACAACAACAACCUCUGCAGAGGAUACGACAGAGAUGUAGAGAUUAUGAUGAAAAGGGAUUUUGCAUGAAAGGAGAAUUUUGUCCAUACGAUCAUGGCAAUGACCCAGUAGUUGUGGAGGAUAUAGACAUGUUCAGACCGCCUCCAAACAUGGAUGCUAGUAGACCACCAGUGCCUUCUCUACCCCCCGCCCCACAGCCUCCUCUACCCCCCUUACCCCCUUCCCAGCCACCUCCGCCCCUCCUACCACCCUUCGGCAUGCCCCCGCCAGGUUUUGUGCCCACCCCGGGGAUGCCCCUGCCACCUCCACCACCCAUGCAUCCCCCUCCUGGGAGGAUGCACGGACCGCCGAGGCAUAACGGACCACCCCCUGGUCCCCCUCCAGGCCUACCACCACACAUGAGGCUACCACCACCCCCGACCUCAGGGCCACCACCGCCCCUUCCACCCAUGCCUCUCCAGAUGAAUAGACCCCCUCCUCCACUACCUCCAGCUCCAGAUGCUAAUAUGCCACCAUCAGUGCCUCAACCUCCGUCUUCACCUCCCAGAGAGUCCAGUCCCCCUCCACCGCCGUCGGAAACAAAACCCUACGGCUCGUCGCAAGAUUUCCAAAUGGAAGGCUACAACCCAGAAGAUCCCAGCAUGGAGGCCCAGGGGGGCAGGCAAUAUUUUGGAGGUGGCCGAGCCCCUCGGCAGGCCUCGUCCAACCUCAGGACCCUGGUGGGCAUACAGACCGUCCCUACGACAACCAAGGAAGAAAUGGAAGAAAUAGGUGCCCUGACGAAGGACUCCUCCUCCUCUGAUGACAACCAAAGCGAAAGGAAGGUGGUUGACCUCACCAAGGGCCAAGACGGUCUCGGUCUCGGUGUCCAAGAGGAGCAGAGACGUGCAGUCAUCAAGAGCAACGACAGGCCCUUGGGCUUGGGGUACCCCCCUCCGAAGCGGCCCUACAACCACGGUGGGGGCGGCGGCGGUGCAGUGGAUCUCAGGGCCAGGAUAGGCGGGAAGGGGAAAGGAAGAUUUGUGCCAAACAACAGGAUCCUGGAGGUGCGGAAGAUACCCAGGGAGUUCAACAACAUCACCAAGCUCAACGAGCACUUCAGCAAGUUUGGCAAUAUCGUCAAUCUUCAGGUUGCCUAUGCCCAGGACCUGGAGGCAGCGUUGGUCACCUUCACAACUCAUCUGGAGGCCAAGAAAGCCUACCAGUCCACAGAGGCCGUCUUCAACAACCGCUUUGUCAAGGUCUUCUGGCAUGUCCCUCCUGAGAACACAGCAGGAGAGGACGAGCCAAACCAUCACACAAGAAAACCUGCAAAGCAAAGAAUACAAUUACCUACCAAAAAGCAGCUGACUGUCGUUAGAAAUCAUGCAACUCCGUCAGAUAAGGUGGUCAUCCAACCCGGCGGCAACUCCACCUUGACCAAGACCAUCAUGAACCCGAAGGCCGUGGCCAUCAACCAGCGGCUGGUCACCGUCCAGAACAACCUGGCCAACGCCAAGAAGGCGGCUGCAGCCCACACCUCGGCCACCGUGGCCAAGAAGCUGGCCGCUGCUCAGGAGGCGGUGAGGAAGAAGCAGGAGGAGGCAAAGAAGCUGGUCGCCAAGAAACAGACGGAGAUCUUCAAGCAGAAGCAGGAGCUGAUGAACGGAUUCAUCCAGCAGCAGAAGAUGCUCAUAACCAAGUUAGAGCAGGGCAAGUCCACCAUGACGACCUUGAAGAGAGCCGAAAUCAUGAAGUCCAUCAAGAUGCUGUCUGAGAAUAUUGAGAAGACCAAGAAGGAACUCACGGAUGCCAAGCCCAAGACUAAAGAUAAGAAACAGGCCGAGAGGGAGCUAUUGGACACUGAGUUGGACCUGUACAAUCAGCAGUCUGAAGGAGGGGACACCUCCGAUCUGAGGAAGAGGGUGGAUGAGCUGAGAAGAGAGGCCCAAGCUUUAGGCCUGUUGGACAACACUGUAGGCAGCAGCAGGGGCCGUGGCCACCCAAGGUCAAUCCGAGGUCGUGGACGGGGUCGCGGGCGGGGCUUCAUGGCAGCCAGGAGGCGGAGCUCCAACACAAACCUGGUGGUGGACAAGCGACCGAGAGGCUUGGUUGUAGGAGGCUUUGCACCUGGGGAUAAGGAUGAAGUACUGGUCCAUUUUACUAAUUUUGGUGAAAUUGACAGUGUUGAAUACAACGAAGAUUCUGCAACCUAUGUCCUGGAAUUCAAGACGCGACAAGAAGCAGAGAUGGCUGUAGCUAAAGGUAACCAGUUCAAGGGUGAUUCUCUGAGUCUAGCCUGGCACAAGCAGCAAGACCCUGUAGCUGAGAUGGUAGAAGACACCAUGGAUGUAGGAGAAGAACUGGCAGAUGAAGAGGAGGAAGAGAUGGAAGAGGAGCUGGAGGACGAUCUGCUCCUGGUCGACGAUGAGGAGGAAGAGGACGACGAGGAAGGACGAUCAUGGAAGCGAUGACGAAGCGAAAGACACUACAAAAAAUUUUCAAUACAAAUUCAGAGUGCAAAUAUUGAACAUUGUACAUUAUGAAGCCAAUGCCUUGCUUGAAAAAGGCACGUAGACACUGUUGAAUUUCUUGGAUCUAAUUUGGACAAGAUACCUUGCUCCACAGUUUGUCAUCUGUGCAAAAGAAGACCGUGGAGGUAUUUUUAAUUUUUCCCCGAAAAAUCAAGAUAUUUGAACAUAGACAGCUCUGAAAUGUUAAUCAUGCCAAAAUACGGCUCCUAUUUUUAGAAGUAGGUUGACUGCUCUAGUCUAGGGCUUUAUCUUGUCUAUGAAAAUGGAUGGAAAAACAGAAGUUGAAUUAUAUACACAUUUUGUCUCAGAGAGU
Messenger RNA from Strongylocentrotus purpuratus (purple sea urchin), 4083 nucleotides. Its product is annotated as RNA-binding protein 26-like. Gene Ontology annotation, molecular function: RNA binding; metal ion binding. The transcript is spliced from 19 exons. NCBI's taxonomy places the organism in Eukaryota, Metazoa, Echinodermata, Echinoidea, Camarodonta, Strongylocentrotidae. Gene Ontology annotation, cellular component: nucleus. The record is from RefSeq and is a predicted model, not a curated record. Gene Ontology annotation, biological process: mRNA processing. Bases 372 to 3710 code for a protein of 1112 amino acids.